GGGAAUCAGAGGCAGAAGUCACUGCAUUCUCCAGCAAGCCACAGCUGUCUGCACAUCAGGAGUGGGGUCAGCAGGACGAGUCUGCAGCCCUGGAGACACCUGCAUCCACCUGGUUGCCCAGCCAGCCUAUUCUGGGGAAACUCAAAAGAAACAUGUUGCCCCAGACUUCAGAGAAGAAAAGACAAGUUCAUUUAGCCAAGAUGAAGCGGAGACAUCGUGAAAGGUGUGAACUUCCUAUAAGACUCACCAGCUGCAUUUUCAAGCGGCCCGUCACGAAAAUAACACCCCAUCCUGGCAAUCGGGUCAGGCGCCGUCGAUGGGAGGAGACCUUGCAGAAGCCCCAGCAAGUCUGUGCUUACAGGAGACUGCAGGGUCUCCAGGCCUGCAGCACUGAAGGAGAACUUUUAAGUACUUUCGAUAUUACAAAUACUUUAAAAAUAAUUGCCCCUCAUAGCCCAGGUGAAUCCCCGGGCCAUGUUGGUGCUGGGUCUCUCCACACCAGCGCCGAGCCCACCACUGCACAGUCUUCAGACUGGGCGGAGAUGAUCCCAGGAGCAGGUCUCCGUCUCCCACAGUCAGUUUGCAGACAGUCGGUGUCUUAUGGAGAUAUCCGCAGACAGCAUCAGAAAGUGAAAAAAGCCAGGGAGAGACUUGCUGAGGCCCUGAGGGCAGACAGGCUUGCCAGGGAGGCAGAGAGGGAGGAGCCAGGAAGGAUGUUCUGA
Equus quagga is the source of this 722-nucleotide messenger RNA. RefSeq names its product methyl-CpG-binding domain protein 3-like 2B. The annotation marks the transcript as partial. The transcript is spliced from 2 exons. Lineage: Eukaryota; Metazoa; Chordata; Mammalia; Perissodactyla; Equidae. The record is from RefSeq and is a predicted model, not a curated record.